AUGGGUUACAAUAUUGAGAUAGAUUACAGUAAGUUCAAAAUAGAAUGCAAAUCAGAUAAUGCAGUUGUUAAUAUUGAUGAUUUUCUUAAAAAUGACAUCAAACAUCUUAUUUAUACUCAAAGAUUUAUCGAGAUUCGAGAUAUUAUGGAAAAGAAUAAAAUACCACCAAAAAUGUUAUCAGAGUAUCUAAAUUUAAAAAUACAAUUGCCAUCAAGCAUAUUAAAGCAUAGCACAAAUGAGAUAAUUGAUUACAUUUUACGCAAGGCAAAAGAAAGCUAUGAGAAUGAUAACAAAACACGAAAGGUUGUAGACUUAACAGAUAGCGAAUUUUCUCAAUUUCCAAAAUCAAUUUCAGAAAAUCAAGUUGAGAAACCAAAUGAAUGGGAGAUAGAUCAAGUUAAAAAGAUGUUAUCAAACUAUAAAAUUGAUAUGAGUGAUGAGAUGAUUAAAUAUUAUCUCGAUUGGUUUGGUAGUUAUGAUAUUGCUAUAUCCUCGAUCUUACAAUCUAAACUAACAUCAGAUAAUCGGCUAACCCCUAUAUAA
This is a messenger RNA of Trichomonas vaginalis G3, 543 nucleotides long. RefSeq lists its product as uncharacterized. Lineage: Eukaryota; Parabasalia; Trichomonadida; Trichomonadidae. Bases 1 to 543 code for a protein of 180 amino acids. The transcript has a single exon. The record is from RefSeq and is a predicted model, not a curated record.